Scleropages formosus (Asian bonytongue) is the source of this 2489-nucleotide messenger RNA. RefSeq names its product RNA binding motif protein 12Bb (gene rbm12bb). The coding region runs from base 260 to 2260 and encodes 666 amino acids. NCBI's taxonomy places the organism in Eukaryota, Metazoa, Chordata, Actinopteri, Osteoglossiformes, Osteoglossidae. The record is from RefSeq and is a predicted model, not a curated record. Gene Ontology annotation, molecular function: RNA binding. The transcript has 3 exons.
UUGCCUGACUUGGUUUGAAAGCUAUGAUUCUUGGACGGGCCUAGAAGAGGCAUUUUUUUAUUGUAAUUAUUAUUCGCCUAGCUGAUUCCUUUAUUGUAAGAUUUUUACAGAUUUUACCCAUUUAUAACUGGGUAUUUUACUGGAGUAUUUCGGGGGCACUACAGAAAUCAAGACUCGGAUCAGGGUGAAGUCCAGCUCCUUAACCACCUUAGUACCUGUUGCAUCUUUGUGCAUAAGGUGCUGGUUUUUGUACUCCGUCAUGGCGGUGGUCAUCCGUUUACAGGGACUCAGAAUCACCGCUGGUUCUGAGGAUAUUCGCACUUUCUUCACUGGCCUAAGAAUCCCUGACGGGGGGGUGCACAUUCUCGGUGGUGAGCUGGAGGAGGCUUUCAUUAUCUUUGAGUCUGACGAAGAUGCACGGCGGGCAAUGACUCGCUCUGGGGGGUGCAUCAAGGGGACUCCAGUCAACCUCCUGCUGAGCAGCAAGUCGGAAAUGCAGUGUGUCCUUGAGGCAAGGGCAAAAACAUCGGAAUCAAACAAAAGGAGGACUUAUAACGAGGGGUUGCAAAGGCAUGAGGUACACAUGAGAGCCCCAAGUUUCUCAGAGAGUUUUUUGGUAGAUGUCAAAAGAACAGAUGGCAUGGAAAUGGAUUCAAGAUCAAACACCUCUGCUUUGAGCAAUCGACGAGCUUAUCCCCCGAGGAAGACUCUGCCGUGUGACAAUAACGGCUUUUAUUUGCAUUUGCAGGGAUUGCCCUAUUCUGUAACAAAAGAUGAUGUGAGGGAGUUUUUUCAUGGGCUCAGGAUAAGCGGUAUUGUUCUAAUGAAGAACAACAAAGGCCAAAACAAUGGGAGGGGUAUUGUUAAGUUUGCAACACUGUAUGAUGCAAGUGAGGGUCUGAAAAGAGACCGUGAGUACAUUGGGACCCGGUUUGUAGAAAUUAAUCCAUGCACAGAAGCACAGUGGUUCAAAGCUGGGGGUUCGCCUGGACUAUGUGUGGACUCCAGGUCUGAGUUUAUCAGCAGGGACUCUCCCUCUAAUGAGGAGAGGAGGUACGGUGACAGUCGUACAAGGUCAAACUCUCCAGUGGCCUACAGGUCACGAUCAUCUUCCCCUUCUGCUGAAGAGUACUGUGUCCUUGUUGAGAACCUCUCUUAUACAGCAGAAAAGAGAGCUCUGAAGGAACUAUUUCAUCCUGUGGCUCUGAAGGAUGACCAGAUCAUAUAUCUCUGUGACAAGAGUGGAAGGAGGUCAAGAGCAUGUUUUGUGAUUUUCAGAAGCCUCAGAGACUACUGUGCUGGCCUGGCUCGCCACAAGGGCAUCUUCUGGAACCGAACAGUAUAUGUGUCUCCUGUUUCCAAGGAGAAAAUGCUGGAGAUGUUAGAAUCUACAAAACUGCAGAAUGAGGAUGAGCCUAAGAGGUCCAGUAAAUUAGCUGAAGAAUCAACGCAUUACUCAUUUGAUUCUGAAUCCCAGAAGACGUGCCUGUAUGUUCGGAAUUUGCCUUUCGAUGUACGUAAAGUGGAGAUCAUGGACUUUUUUCAUGGCUUUGGUAUUGCAGAGGACAGCGUGCACUUACUGCGAGACGAACGCGGAGUUGGACUCGGUGAGGCUUUGGUGACAUUCCAGUCUGAGGACGAGGUGCUGAGGGCAGAGCAUCUAAACGGGGAAAGGUUUCUUGGUACGGAAGUCAUGCUUAAAGCAAUCACAAGGACACAGAUGGAGCAGUUUCACAUUCCAGACCUUCCAAGGAAGAGCCAGGAUGAGUUGUACAGGGAGAGGAGCUCGGAGAGGUAUGCUGCAAAACAGGGGGAGAUGUUUCAGUUUUCACAGGAUGGAGGGUAUUUCAGCGUCUGCUUUGAAACCCGAACCUCUUCACAUGACUCGCUGGGUGGCUCGCAUGGAAGUAGCCAUAGCAGCAGUCGUCCAAAUUUGGUCGGCGACAGUCACGGUACACAUGAUGGCAGAGGGGAUGGGUCGGUUCGCAGGAAGCUUGGUAACUUCAGGCAGCAGUUUGAUGGCCCCACUUGCCUGAAGUUGGUGAACUUGCCUCCAAAAAUUACCAUUGAGGAGAUUUAUGACUUUUGUUAUGGAUACAGAGUGAUACCAGGGUCCGUUUCACUGCAGUGCAAUAAGAAUGGGAUUCCGAAAGGCACGGCGACAGCUGUUUUUGAGACGCGUCGGGAAGCCCAAACUGCAGUGGAAGAAUUAAGCGGAAGACCCAUUGGUAACAGAAAAGUAAAGCUGCUCUUUAUUUGAAUCUCAGUGCACUCUGACUAAAGUGGAUUUAUUUUUGUUAUACGAACAGUUUUUGGACUGUUCUGCAUGAUCCGCAACAAAUAAGUAAAUUGCCAUUCUUAGAUCGUAAGUUUACACAAACUUAAGCCCCUCUACUUUUGGUAGUAUUUCUUUGUAUGAUAUCACUUGUUGACUCUGUUAUAUAUUUACAUUCAUUAAUUUAGCUGAUACUUUUCUCCAAAGCGACUUA